UUUGUUGGAUACAGCCGAAGCUUAACAGUUUAAAAUAAUAGCAACGUUGGUAACAGUGCGCUUGUAAGGUGAUCCUUAUAAAAAGGGGCGAGGAUUCACUUUUAUACAGAUAUAUUGGAUUCAACUUUAUACAGUGGGGCAAACUGUCUAACAUACCUUAGAUUGAUGUUGUGGACUUUAGCCGCUGAUGUUUGAGAAUGAAUACUGGGACGAAUAAUUUAUAACAUCGAAUCUUUGCUGAUGUAGCACUUAUUAACCCAAGGUAGCCAUGGCAAAAGUAUUGCGACACUCAAACACGAAGCCUCAUGCGCCGCCGUCAAGCCAAGCGGAUCCCUUCUUUCUUUGUUUCUUUGUUCAAAUAAGGACAGAGCGCGGAGCGAAAAAGGGUUUCGUCAUCGUCUGAGCGGCAAGCGCGAUUCGACACAAAAGCAGUUAUGCCAAACCAGCAGCAUUAGUUUCGCAAGUUCGCUUCUGGCAGGGAGCGAGAAAAAGUGAAGUAUACGAAAAAGUUUUGCUUAUUAAUCAGCGCUGAAUCGCGGCAUAACAUCGGAAAUUUCGAAGUGCUUUUAUUAUCAGCGGUUGAAGUUUGGUUUAACGAAAACAGAGUUUAACGAAUAACCUUGUCAGGCAGUGGAUUCUUCAGUCUUUUUUCCUUAGACAAAACAGUGUGGUGGAAAGACGUGUUUUCUUAAACAAAAUGAAAAUCAGGCAUGGUUUGAGUCAGAAGUGUUGUCUGUCUGCUUAUUAUAACGUAGUGGUAUCGCUAUAAGCCCACUUGACAAUACCAGUUUUAAUAAAGAGUGUUACAGCAUAUAUGAUAGAUUGUCGCAGGUAUUUUGGUUAUCAGUGAAAUAAUGAUAUCUCUUUUGUUACAUGCAAAUCGUCGGUUAUUGCAUCAUAUGUUUGGUGGACUAUACCGCUAUUAGUGUACAGCUUGUAUUCGUCGAUGUUAAGCGUCAAAAACAGUUAGUCAUUCGACCUAAACUAGUUCGAACAACUAAAGUAAAGCGAAAUCCUUUUAUUAUAGUUGCUCUACGUAUUAGGCCCAUUUCGAAAUCUGCGGGCGGUAAACGAUUUGAUAUCAAUUGUAAAUUCUUUUCUAUUUUCCUAGAAAUCUUUUUGUGUGUUUAACCUGCAGUUCAAGGCCAACUGUUUGCUCUCUGUCGGUCAUGAAGAAAUUUAUUACGCUUCAAGCUGUUCUGCUUAUCGUCGCUGUCGCAUGCGCCCAGAUUCUGGUUGAUCAAGACCACGAUCAUCAUGAGGAAGAAUCUUCUUUUAACCAUCUGGCUGAAAUCACCGGCUCUGCAUCGGAAGACUUCAUUGAUGUACCGGCCAUCACUAACCUGCUUGAAAUGCUCAAGACAAGAGUCGAAUGCGAGGCUGGUCAAACUUGCAGUACAUGCCUGAAGUAUGAAACGGUCAGUUCCCUUCUAAACAUCGGUUCCAACGUCACCCAAUUUACUGAGGAAUCUUUCGCUGCGCCCGCGGCUCUCAUAAUGACCAUGCUUGCAAACGAUACUUGUACUGGAAUCAAUACAAAUGCGUUGGUCGGCAGUACACUUUGUGGUCCUGACGUAAUAACCACCAUCCGCGCCACUUCUCCAAGAUAUCACAGAAACGAAAACAACACCCAGUGCUUCAACUACGCGACAGUAAUUGGAACCAACUGUACCGAACACACGGAAGAUGUUAAUUAUAAACUACUGGCGAACUUAUACGAAGGCCAAUGUAUCCUGCCAACUCCAUCCGAAAUGGAAGACGAGCUGUUUGAAAGCUUGGGAGUGGAAGGAGACGUUGUUUCUGAUGCAGCGUUUUCUGCUUUGCUUGCUAAGCUUCAGGUUGGACAAACAUACAGCACCGGUGGGUCCGUCACGCCGAUUGAGCCUGCGACCGACACCGGGCAUGAUGGUCACAACCACAGACGAAAGAGGGAAACUGACGAACAUGAUCACGAAAAAAGGUGUUACACCAGAGAUCAGCUGAAGAACAUUUAUGGCUACACCACCAACAUGACACGCAGCGAGAUGCUGAGCGUAUCACCAAGUCUCCUGCAGCAAGUCGCCUCCGCGUCAUGUCUCGUUAAUGCUACCGACAACACCACAACACCUGCAGCCACAAGCAGCAAUUACACACAAGCGCAAAAAUUCGGUUACGGUACAGCGGCUGUGGUCGUCAUCAGCAUGUUAGCGUUCGUAGGCAUCCUCACGUUCCCAACCCUCAAUUCACCAGUGUUCAAAAUGAUUACACAAUUCUUUGUGGCACUCGGAGUGGGGACGCUCUCUGGUGAUGCAAUUCUCCACAUCAUUCCUGAGGUGCUUGGGAUCCACGCACAUACACCUGGAGAAGAUCAUACCGAUGACUACACCUAUUUAUACAAGUUGGUGGUCGUCAUUGCAGGGCUGUAUUUACUUUAUUUGUUUGAAAACAUAAUAAAGGUCGUGCGACUGCAACGUCUGCAAAAAGAAAGGGGUCCUGACUUUGACAUGGAAGCGACUUCCAACAAACAUGGACACAGCCACAAUAUCCAUCAGUUAAAUUCAUCAACAAGCGACCAAGCAAACCAAACAGAUACUGCUUCUUAUGAUACGGAGUCAAUGAUAGAAAGCAAACCAAUUUUCUGUGGUAUUAACUCGGUGAGCCUCAUGAUCCUCCUGGGUGAUUCCUUCCACAACUUCGGUGACGGUAUUGCUAUCGGAGCUGCCUUUGGUGUGAAUUGGGUAACCGGCAUUGGAACUUCACUUGCAAUUUUCUGCCAUGAACUGCCACACGAAUUUGCUGACUUUGCCAUUUACAUCAACAACGGGUUGCCAAAAUGGAAAGCAUUGUUUCUUAACUUUUUCUCGGCCUGUUGGUGCUUUGUUGGGCUUUACAUAGGACUUGUUCUAUCGGAUGACACGGCGGUCAGACAAUGGCUUCUCGCUGUCGUAGCGGGAAUGUUUCUCUAUGUGUCAUUGGUCGACAUUCUGCACGAGAUGACCGAGGUACGAAGCAAUAAGCCGGUCAUUAUGUUUUGUAUUCAAAACUUUGGAAUGAUCCUUGGGUGGGUGAUUCUCUUCCUCAUAGCACUUUAUGAGGAACAACUUGUUAACUCGAUUAAUCCUUCAAGCUAAAAAAGUGUGAUUUACAAAGUUUAAUUGCGCUUUUUUGUAAAAACAUAUAUACUUUUGAGUGUUAAUAUACGUAGCCUUUUUACUAAAUCAGCUAAAAGUGUGUGUUAAGAAAGUUUAAUUGUGUUUUUGGUAGAAAUAUAUAUUCUUCUGAGAGAUACUAUACCAUACGUAGCCUUGUUUACUAAAAUAUACAUAAUUAAACAUUUGUAAAAAUAAA
Messenger RNA from Ciona intestinalis (vase tunicate), 3327 nucleotides. NCBI's taxonomy places the organism in Eukaryota, Metazoa, Chordata, Ascidiacea, Phlebobranchia, Cionidae. The record is from RefSeq and is a predicted model, not a curated record.